CGCGUUUUAAAAUCCGGCCGUACCUUUGCGCAGUAUGCAUGUUCUGCCCGUAGUCACGUGGGUUUUGUCCGUUUAUACCAAUUUCCUUCCAUAUCUCCAAAACAUGCAUGAUUACUGUCAUCUUGCAACUUCUCGCGAGACUUUUGGCCACACUGGACAUCACAAAUAUAUUUGCCGUCGCUAACGAGGCUAACGAUGUGCUACCGAGAGACAUGCAUACUCACAGGGUGUGAAUGAAAGCAAGAACAGGCGAGUUGAGGAAUGGAGUGUCGAGAUAUCAAGGACCAGAGUCCUUUGGUCCAGGCAAUUUUCAGCCAAAAUACUGAAGAAGUGACAUUUUUGUUAAGCCAUAAAGAAGAUGUCAAUUCAUUGGACCAUGAACAAAGCACACCACUUCAUGCUGCUGCUUACCUUGGUGAUGUUCAUAUUAUGGAACUACUUAUCACUGCAGGUGGCAAUGUCAACGCUAAGGACCACGGUUUGCUGACUCCUUUACAUCGAGCAGCUGCCUCCAGAAAUGAAAGGGCUGUGGAGCUGCUCCUAAAUCAUGGUGCAGAGAUCAACACACGGGAUAAAUUCUGGCACACGCCGCUGCACAUGGCUGCGGCAAACUGGUCUACAGGCUGUGCCGAAUCCCUGAUACCGCUUGUGCGCAGCCUGGAUGUUUAUGACCGCUCAGGAAGGACACCUUUGCAUCACGCAGCACACAGUGGACAUGGAGAAAUGGUGAACCUGCUUCUCAGGAAUGGUGCCAAGACGAGUAGCAAAGAUAAAAAGGAAAGGCAGCCUAUCCACUGGGCUGCAUAUCUUGGACAUUUGGACAUUGUGAAGAUGCUGGUAUCUCAAAGUGCCGACGUGACAUGCAAAGACAAACAUGGCUACACACCGCUUCAUGCUGCAGCAAUUAGUGGACAUUUAGAUGUGGUCAAAUAUCUACUAGUACUAGGAGUGGAGACUGAUGAACAAAACGGAUUUGGAAACACAGCGCUGCACAUGGCCUGCCAAACUGGCCAGGACUCUGUGGCUUCUGAGCUGGUCAACUGCGGCGCUAACAUCAACAAGCCCAACGACCAUGGCAACGCUCCACUGCACCUGGCCGCUGCCUCGUCCAACGGUGUACUUUGUGUUGAGCUGCUCAUAAACAAUGGGGCUGAUGUCAACAUGCAGAGCAAAGAAGGAAAGACCCCUUUGCAUAUGACUGCUAUGCAUGGCCGUUUCACAGGUUCCCAGAUUCUUAUCCAAAAUGGUGGUGAAGUUGACUGUGUUGACAUAUAUGGCAACACUCCUCUCCAUGUCGCUGCCCGAUAUGGUCAGGAGUUGUUGAUCAGCACUCUGCUGACAAAUGGUGCUGACAAAGCCAGACCGGGGAUUCAUGGGAUGCUUCCAUUGCACCUGGCAGCACUGUAUGGGUUUUCUGACUGCUGUCGCAAGUUGCUCACGAAUGGCCAGUAUUAUAACAUUGCUUGCUCGCCAACAAGUUCCCAGAUGCCAUCGUUUGGGUUUGAUAUAAACACACGGGAUGACCUUGGAAGGACUUGUAUGCAUGCAGCUGCAUUUGCAGGAAAUAUUGACUGUCUUAACAUGUUGAUAAAUAGUGGAGCUGACCUUGAUGCAAAGGAUCAUUUGGGAAGAUCUCCUUUGCACUACGCUGCAGCCAACGGUAACAGCCAGUGCACAGUCACACUGGUGAAAGGUGGCUCGGAGAUCAAUGAGUUAGACCUGAUGGGCUGCAGCCCUCUCCACUAUGCCGCUGCCUCACACACUUUCUUCGGAGUGGAGACGAGGUCUGACUGCAGUGUGGAAAAGGAACAAGAAGCCUCACUGUGUUUGGAAUAUUUGCUGGAUAGUGGAGGAAACCCGACUGUAAAGAACACUAAAGGUUACAGCGCUGUCCACUAUGCAGCAGCUUAUGGCAACAAACAGCAUCUGGAAAUGCUCUUGGAGAUCUCUUUCAACUGUCUGGAAGAGGCUGAAAGUAAUAUCCCUGUUAGCCCACUGCACUUAGCUGCGUACUAUGGUCACUGUGAGGCCCUGGGCCUGCUGUGCGAGACAUUAGUGAGUCUGGAUGUGCGAGACACUGAGGGGCAAACUGCCCUACACCUGGCUGCUCAGAGAGGCUUUACCUCGUGUGUCGAGGUCCUCCUAGAACAUCGCGCUUCUUGCACAUUGAAGGAGCGUCAGCAUAAGAGAACGGCUCUCCAUGUUGCAGCUGGAGAGGGCCAUGUGGACUGUCUACUUUUGUUGGUGAAUAAUGAACACAGUGCUGACAUUAUUGACAGCCAAGACACACAAGGACAAACUGCUCUCAUGCUGGCAGCUCUCGGUUGUCACACUGAUUGUGUCCACAUCCUGUUGGAGAAAGGAGCGAAUCCAGAUGCCGGAGACAUUAAGGGCUUCACUGCAUUACACCGAGCUACAAUACUGGGCAGCAAUGACAGUGUGUCAGCUUUAUUGGAACACGGUGCUUCUGCUCUGGGUCGAGACUUUCAGGGAAGGACGGCGCUGCAUCUUGCUGCCUCCUGUGGCCACACACAGUUACUGCACACUUUACUAAAAGCUGCGGUGAAAGCAGACCCUCUGGACUCUAUGUUGGAUUACAGAGGCUACACGCCCACUCACUGGGCUGCCUACCAUGGUCAUGAAGGAUGCUUACAUAUUUUGCUUCAAAACAAGAUUUUUGGCAAGCAGGGAGGAAAUUCCUUCACCCCAUUGCACUGUGCUUUAAUCAAAGGACAUGAUGUUGCUGCUGGACUUCUUAUAAACGCAGUUGGUUCUGAAAUAGUUAAAAUUAGUGAUGCCAAAGGAAGGACCGCGCUGCAUGCAGCUGCCUACUCUGGAAAUGUUUUAGGGCUCCAGCUGCUCCUGUCCCAGGGGGCAGAUCUCAAUGCUGCCGACUCUAGUGGGUGCUCCGCUCUGAUGAUUGCUGCUGAUUGUGGCCAUUCCAUGGCUGUUGAAUUCUUGCUGCUCAAGGUGAAGCCAGACCUGACCCUGGUGGAUGUCAAUAAUAAUACAGCCCUUCACUUAGCGUGCAUUAAGGGUCACGAGAUGUGCGCCCUGUUGCUUCUCAGAGAAAUCAGUGACCACUCCCUCAUAAAUGCAACAAAUUGUGCACUCCAAAUGCCCCUUCACAUUGCAGCGAGGAAAGGUCUGGCAACUGUCGUGCAGGUGUUGCUCAGCAGAGGAGCAGCAGUCAUGGCUGUUGAUGGCGAAGAUAAAACCACCACUUAUUCCAGCUGUGUUUUUUGCGACCGUGCAGGCCACACCCCAGCCUUGGCCUGUGCCCCCAACAAGAAAGUGGCUGACUGCCUGGCCCUGAUCCUCUCCACCAUGAAACCAUUUCCUCUACGAGAGUCCAACAUCAUCAGCACAGCCUCAUGCUUCAACCCGACCCUGAAUAACUGUGGCAUCGCUGCCACUUGUGGGUCCAGUGGAAGUUUGCGUCACUCCUACGUCAAGGGCCGUUCAAGCUCCAUCACCGUGCAUCAGUGUCUCACUGAGUGAACGUUUGUACUAUUAUUUCCUCUGAUGUAUCAUGACAUCCAGUCUAUACUUCAGAAACAUUUACUCCCAGGGUCUCUAAAGCAGGGGUCUCAAAUUGGCAGCCCGUGGGCCAUUUGCGGCCUAUCCAUCCAUCUUUUAUCGCUUACCGUUGUGAUGGCAGUAGUUUUAGCAGGGAUGGCCAACUUCCCUAUCCCCAGCCACGUCAUCCAUCUCUUCUGGGGGAUUCCCGAGGCGUUCCCAAGCCAGCCGAGAGACGUAGUCCCGCCACAUGUCCUGGGUUGUCCCCAGGGUCUCCUUCUGGUGGGUUGUAACUGGAACACCUCACCAGGGAGGUGUCCGGGAGGCAUCUGAAUCAGAUGCCCCAGCCACCUCAUCUGGCUCCUCUCAAUGCAGAGGAGCAGCGGCUAAACACUGAGGGCCCCUCUGAUUGACUGAGUUUCUCACCCCUAUCUUUGUAUGAAGGUUUAACGGCAGUGCAGCCCUCAGGUUUGAUAUAAAUGGCACUUUUACAGUGUUGUGUACGGAGAUGAUAAACCUACCAAUCACAUUGGGGUAUAUGGCUUUUGGGGGCGUACAUCGAUGGCUUGAUGCAAGCAGAGAGACAUUUUGCGAUGAGUGAAAGUUAAAGCAGCGUUGCCAUGGAGCGUUUUAUAAGUAGUUUUGCACACAGCGUUUACACUAGCAUCCUUGUUUAUCUUAAAAAAGACGUUUGAGAAGAUUUUUUUUUUUUUUUUUUUUUUUUUUUUAACAUUUCUAACGUGCAUGAUCGGGCCAGCCUCAUCCAGACUUUCCACCAGUGGUCCAAGGUAAAUUGACUUUGAGACCCCUGCUCUAAGGUCUUACACACAGUGGAGUCACUUUUUAACAGACUAAGAGGGUUGAGGGGUCGUCAGUUAAAGCAGAUUGUCCAUUAAAUUGAAGCAUGUUACUCCAUGACCUAACAACAACAAAACACUGUCCAGUACAAAAUUUUGUACUUUUUGUCAAGGCCUAAAAACACCCAAUCCAGCGCAGAAUUUAGUACUUUUUCUGUGGCCUAAAAACAUCCAGUACAGUACCAAAAAUAAAUAUUUCAGAAGAGAUUCUGAUUUUAUUCAAACCUCUCUAGUGCUUGGGUUAGGGUAAUAGUGCACUUCUAGAAAGUCAUAGUGGCAAAUAGAGGCUUGCUUUCAUGAUGAGGUUAUUACGCUUACUUUUUUCCACCUCUGGUAGGACAACAAAAACAACUGUAUACAGUUAGUCAGUUUAGCAUUUUCAAGAAACGUGUACACGUAUUAAAUAAUGAGUACUCUCUCUAGUAAACAAUGUGAAUAGAUGGAUAUGACAUUCCCGUUUUCAGCAGCAUCCCUAUCGCAAUGGCAACGCUAAGCUAAUGUCCAUGCAUUGCCUAUGACUGUAAUGUCACCCCUUCCAACAUGGACCCACGUAGGAAAGUUUGUUAGCCAGACCUGAUCUUCAUAUCUGUGGCAAACAGUUGCACAACUGAGAAAUAUAGGUACCAGUCUCUGCCUCUUGAUUGGACAACACCGGCGAAUUCUGGAGCUAACAGCCUUUGUCAGCUAAUGUAUGAAGGGGCGUAUUGAGUUUUGACUGGACUAUUUUCUGUCCGUUAAAUAUAAAGUCAGUUAAGACAAGGUCUGCUAAAUUCAGGGUCAACUGUACUAAUAUUAAACCUCAGCACAUGCUAUAUGUUUAAGUUAAAUGAAGUACCAACUAACACACCACAUAACCCAUCCUUGUGAGGCAUGGAUGCAGAUCUUUUCUUUUUUUUUAUGUAACUCUUCACAUAGUUUAAAACCCUAUUUAUCUGUCUUCUGCUGCUAUAAACCAAAUUGCUUAAUUGUGGUUAAAAAUAACGUGUGUGUGUGUGUGUGUGUGUGUGUGUGUGUACAUGAUCGAAGUAUUUGUUUUUAUUUUUUAACUAUCAUGUAAUGAUGAGUUGAGUCCUUUAUGUAAUUAAGGUGUAGCAAAGACUACAUAGACUAAGCAGUGUGUGUUAGUAUGAUAUCAGUAUCUGCAUAGCUAUAUUUCAGAAUGCAUAUAUUUUUCCCAUCUUGAAUGAAGGAGUAAGCCAUGUACAUGUCUGCUGUGGUGCAACGUAAAGCACAUUUUGCGUAGGGGAUAGCAGUUUAUCUAAGUAUAUAGUAUUACAAGAAAUAAGUAAGAGAAUAGAAGAAAUUAGGUCACAGAUAAAAUAUUAAAUGUAUGUUUCUAUGCACAAGGACCUUGCAAAAUAUUUCACUGACAUCUACAAUAGCAAAUGUAUCAAAUAUGCUCUGUCUAUGAGCAGUUUAAUUCAUGAACGAACCAUCUGUGUUCGCAACAUAUUAUUGAGAAAAGUUCAAAUAUCUCAUAUCCAGCGCGAGUGACAAGGCUGAACCUCCAAAAGGAAAUUUUACUUAUUUCCAAAUGACUAUAAACUGCACACUUUCAUAACAUUCAGCAAAAAUGUUAUUUUGCUAGUAAAUGUGCACACAGCACCCACAUAAGCAGGAAGUCACUUCAAUGUUACAUUCAUUUAUUAAUCGGGUUGUUGACUUGUGACUUUAUUUUUCUUAAUUCUCUGCAAGUGAUGUUAAAAUGGCUUCAAUGUAUUUGCACUCUAACAUGGAUGUUUACAUUUUACCGUAUCCUGCAAAUAUUAUUCUUGUUUACUUUUCAGACAAAAUCCUAUGCAGUUUAUAAAAUGUCACUCUUUUAAUUGGACUUUAAGCAAAACCAAAAAAAGUGUUGGAUAUUUGUGAAUAACUGUCUUCCUUACAAACGGGUUUUUGACAUUUCAGGAUCUAUCCCUUUCAGUACUCCACAGUACAUAAACUGAUACAGUACUGUAGAUUUAUCUCAGACAAAUAAAGACUACUUUGCGAUGACCCUGAUUUCCAUUUCUGUUUUUAACCAAAUAAUUACAUGCUUGAAUGUCUGUAUGAAU
Messenger RNA from Syngnathoides biaculeatus (alligator pipefish), 6430 nucleotides. RefSeq names its product serine/threonine-protein phosphatase 6 regulatory ankyrin repeat subunit C-like. The transcript is spliced from 29 exons. Gene Ontology annotation, cellular component: T-tubule. The record is from RefSeq and is a predicted model, not a curated record. Bases 262 to 3501 code for a protein of 1079 amino acids. Gene Ontology annotation, molecular function: protein binding. Gene Ontology annotation, biological process: regulation of cardiac muscle contraction; protein localization to T-tubule. NCBI's taxonomy places the organism in Eukaryota, Metazoa, Chordata, Actinopteri, Syngnathiformes, Syngnathidae.